Messenger RNA from Clonostachys rhizophaga, 2394 nucleotides. Lineage: Eukaryota; Fungi; Ascomycota; Sordariomycetes; Hypocreales; Bionectriaceae. The record is from the annotation of a GenBank genome assembly.
AUGGGCGCGGAUUCUGUACAGAAGAAUGGCCGAAGCCCUGACUCCAAAGAGGCACCGCCGUCGUACGACAGUGCAAAUGCGGCCCCACCAGAACUCGAUGAUGUUACCGCUGGAUUCGCCAACUUGACGCUCUCCCCAGGACCCCAGGACCCCAACACCGACACAUGCCUGGCACACCUCAAGCUUCUCUACGCCUUCCAGACGCUGAAAGAGGACAUAGGAUACACAGAUGGGCUCUGGGGCUUAUGGAACACUCGGGCAGAGGGCAUCGACCCCACACCCAAUCUCGACGGCAAAUCGUCUGACUCGGGGAACGGCGCAUCAAACCAUGAGCCACUAAGCCGUGAACAAGAGCAGCAGCUGGCUCUCAGCCAAGUGAGAGAGAAACGAUGGGCGUUGUUUGUCGCGCGCGCAGUCGACCGCUAUGAAAGCUGGUGGGGUUCAAUGAAGGAUCAGUUUCCCCUUCAAGAGGGAGAUAUGGAAUAUGAUGGAGCAGCCGCAUAUGAUCUCUUUCCUAUGCCGAUGCAAGGCGUCUUGUGGAAGAACGAGCCACUGCCACCCUUGGAUGUUUUGCUUGUCUGGCAUUCACACAUGCUCAACCCACGGGCCUAUCUCGAGGAUUGCAUGCGAGCAGGUCUCCGGGACCUUUGGUCUCACGGCAUGCCAUGGCAUCUGGUUAACGCUGCGAUCGAUUCCAGUUUCAAUUAUGUCGUUUCCGAUGACGUCAAGGCUCUCUGGGUUGCCAAAACGGAGCGACCGUGGGAUAAUGUUGAAGAUAGCCCUGUCAAGAGAGUGGUGUGUCCUUAUUGCCAAACGCAUCUGGAUAUUCCAUGGACAACUUGCGGGGCAGACGAGACGACCAAGGCUUCCUCUCUGCCUUCUCUUGUCGGCUCCGGUUAUGGCGACGGCUCCCUCGACUAUGCAUGUCAUGGUUGCGCUCUAAAUAUGAACAAGGAUUUAUUGAGCGUCAUCAAGUUUAGGAACGACAUGCAAAAGCUGAUGAUAAAAGGAGUGCCCAUGCCUGGAACCAUACUGGAUCCUCAAUCAGGCAAGCCAGAGACUUACAGGAGCAGAGUCACGCAAGCUGUAUUCGACAGACACCAUGACCCGAUCAGGCUUCCCAACCGACUGGUUCAGCAGGUGAUUUGCUUCCGACUAGGCGAGCUCAUCGAAAGUAGGAGACCAGCUUCGAUGGAGGACAUUCGCCAAGAAAUAGAAAGAGCUCUCCGAGAUCGCACCAGAGUGAACGCCCUGGUGAUGAAGACUUCGGGGCACUACAAGCUUGGCACAAAGCUGGUCCCCAAGUCCCGUCUCGCCAUUCGAAAAAUGAUGAGCCGGUACUGGGAUAAUUUCUCUCCGUUUGCACUUGACCUGUCCGGGGCGGUGAUGCGGCAGGGUAUUUUCGUGGAGAAGAUGUACCGUCUCGAUUGGCUACAUUCGCCUGUUGCCUCGCAGACCAUGGCUCGGAUCUGUACCAAAUACAUGAGAUUCCUUAAGCUGAUGGACAGUAAUCCCGGCAAGCUGUGCGUUCCGACACUUGACGUUGACCUUGGAUGGCAUACCCACCAACUUUCGCCCUCAGCAUAUUACACAAUGACCACCACAUCUUCCCAAUCCAAAUUCGUCGACCACGACGACAAGAUCAAUGAAGACGAGCUCAGCCAAGCGUUCGAAUGGACAAGUAAGACGUAUCAGAAGUUAUACAAUGAAGUAUAUUCCGAAUGUACCUGCUGGUAUUGCGAGACAGUUCGAUCUUCUCACAUUUCAUCCAUUGGCAAGGCUUUUGGGCUCUCGUCGAGCGAAAAAGUUGCGGAUGAGUUCUACGAGUCAGCGGCCGCCAAGUCGUGUGAUACCGAGAACUCUGCCCACAUCAGCUCCCACAACGCCGUAACGUCCAGGGCGAUAGACCCAGAUAACCCAUCCAUGCGCUCUUCCAUGUUCGUCCGCAGCAAGGCCCAGAAGGCAUAUCAGCGUCGUCUAGAUGAGAAUUACGAGAAGGCGUGCAAGCGGGCCGAGAAAAAAGGGCGGAAGCUCCCACCGAGGGACACUUACUACAGCCACUGGGGAUAUCCAUACGCAGCAUAUGGCCCUUUUAUGUACCCGAUGUACUUCACCCCUGGUAUAUACUAUGGUGCCGACCCUAACGUCGAGCGUGUGCAGGGGGCAGUUGUGGUGGUGGAGUCGCUGCCGGAGCUUGCGGCGGUGCAGGAGGCUGCGGCAACGCUGGAGGAUGCAGCGGAGGCGAUGGAGGAGGAGGAGGGGGAUGUGGAGGAGGUUGUGGAGGAGGAGGUGGAGGAUGCGGUGGUGGAGGAGGAGGAUGUGGUGGUGGUGGUGGAGGGGGCUGUGGAGGAGGAGGCGGUUCAUGAUGAAGUGAAUUUGCAAUAUCGUCAAUAG